GUGAUGGAGGUGAAGGGUCAGAUGAUUCAUGCCCCAGAAUCCUCUACUCUGAUGUUCCUGGGUUCCCCCCGGGUGGACAAGCUGGAGGAGCUGAUGGGCAGGGGCCUCUACCUGUCAGACAUCCCCAUCCACGACGCCACGCGUGAUGUCAUACUGGUGGGACAGCAGGCCAAGGCACAGGACGGCCUCAAAAACAGGAUGGACAAACUCAAGGUACAGUCACACACACACACGCAAUAUGCACGCACGCACACACACAUGUGCUCAUACUCAUUAUUCUGUCAUGUAGACAUUCAGCAGGGGACUCCUCCGGCUUUAGAAGAAGAGGAAAUGCGUCGGUCACUAAAUCUUUACUCCAUCAUCCCCAUUCUACUAAUUGUAUUUCUAUCCCUCUGCUCUUCCCCAGGCCACUCUAGAAAAGACACACCAAGCUCUAGAAGAGGAGAAGAGGAGGACAGUAGACCUUCUCUACUCCAUCUUUCCUGGUGAUGUGGCCCAGAAGCUGUGGCAGGGGGAGUCUGUCCCCGCCAGGAAGUUUGAUGAUGUCACCAUGUUGUUCUCUGACAUUGUGGGCUUCACAGCAGUGUGUGCCCAGUGUACCCCCAUGCAGGUCAUCAGCAUGCUCAACGAGCUCUACACACGCUUCGACUACCAGUGUGGAAUACUGGACGUGUAUAAGGUAUGAACACACACCUGUUUGCACGUGCACAUACUGUACACUCAUUGCAUGCGUGUUAUACGUGUCAGGGUUGGGGUCGAUUCUGAAUUGAGUUGCGAAUUGUUCUUUAAUUCCAAUUCAAUUAUUGUAUUUGAAUUGAAUUUGAAUUGAAUUGCAAUUCAAUUAUUGUAUUUUAAUUGAAUUUGAAUUGGCCACACCCCACAGGAAGCAAAAUUUGAAUUGCAUUUGAAUUAAAGGAAUUAGAAUUUAAUUCAAAUGGCUUAUUUAUUCUACACAUCACCAUAGCAACGUCUACAUUUACAUUUACGUCAUUUAGCAGACGCUCUUAUCCAGAGCCACUUACAGUUAGUGAGUGCAUACAUUUUCAUACUGGCCACCCGUGGGAAACGAACCCACAACCCUGGUGUUGCAAGUGCCAUGCUCUACCAACUGAGCUACAGGGGACUAGUACCAUUUAGCAUAAGGUUGAAACAUUUCAUCUUUAAAACUCAUUCUCCAUUAACAAUUUUAAAUAAUUACAGUAGUCUGGAAAUAUUCGAAGAUCAUGUUGUCGGUUGUCUGUAAUAAUUCAUAAUUCCCUUAAUGUUUUUAAAUAUCAGAAGAUUUUUUUUUCUCCCUAAUGCAUUAUAUCAAACACUGCAGUAUGGAAGGGAACAAUCAAAUCAAAUCUAAUUGUAUUUGUCACAUGCGCCAAAUACAACCUUACAAUUAAAUGCUUACUAACAAGCCCUUAACCAACAAUGCAGUUUUAAGAAAAAUAAGUGUUAAGUAAAAAAUUGAUAAGUAAAAAAACGAUGCAAUAGUCCAGGUAGCCAUUUGAUUAGCUGUUCAGGAGUCUUAUGGCUUGGGGGUAGAAGCUGUUAAGAAGCCUUUUGGACCUAGACUUGACCCCAGUGAUGUACUGGGCCAUACGCACUACCCUCUGUAGUGCCUUGCGGUCGGAGGCUGAGCAGUUGCCAUACCAGACGGUGAUGCAACCAGUCAGGAUGCUCUCCAUGGUGCAGAUGUAUAACUUUUUGAGGAUCUGAGGACCCAUGCCAAAUCUUUUCAGUCUCCUGAGGGGGGAAUAGGCUUUGUCGUGCCCUCUUCACAACUGUCUUGGUGUGUUUGGACCAUGAUAGUUUGUUGGUGAUGUGGACACCAAGGAACUUGAAGCUCUCAACCUGUUCCACUACAGCCCGUCGAUGAGAAUGGGGGCGUGCUCGGUCCUCCUUUUCCUGUAGUCCACAAUCAUCUCCUUUGUCUUGAUCACGUUGAGGGAGAGGUUGUUAUCGUGGCACCACACGGCCAGGUCUCUGAACUCCUCCCUAUAGGCUGUCUCAUCGUUGUCGGUGAUCAGGCCUACCACUGUUGUGUCGUCGGCAAACUUAAUGAUGGUGUUGAAGUCGUGCUUGGCCAUGCAGUCAUGGGUGAACAGGGAGUACAGGAGGGGACUGAGCAUGUACCCCUGAGGGGCCCCGUGUUGAGGAUCAGCGUGGCAGAUGUGUUGUUACCUACCCUUACCACCUGGGGGCGGCCCGUCAGGAAGUCGAGGAUCCAGUUGCAGAGGGAGGUGUUUAGUCCCAGGGUCCUUAGCUUAGUGAUGAGCUUUGAGGGCACUAUAGUGUUGAACGCUGAGCUGUAGUAAUUGAAUAGCAUUCUCACGUAGGUGUUCCUUUGUCCAGGUGGGAAAGGGCAGUGUGGAGUGCAAUAGAGAUUGCAUCAUCUGUGGAUCUGUUGGGGCGGUAUGCAAAUUGGAGUGGGUCUAGGGUUUCUGGGAUAAUGGUGUUGAUGUGAUUUAAUAUCUCAUGACAAAGAAAAAUACUGUUUGACAUAUUUGAGUUAUAAUAAAAUGUAUAUUUCAAAUGGUAUGUGUAUUAUUUGCAUUACUAAGUGGCAUGUCCUUUUUAUAAAAGAUUUGUCAAAUGAAUGAGACUUUCAUUUUUCACAUCUCAGUUGAUUCAAAUUAAAUUCAAAUUCUGCUUCCUGUGGGGUGUGGCCAAUUCAAAUUAAAUUCACAAUUGACUCCAACCCUGAAACGUGUCGUCAGUCCACAUACAGUGAGGGAAAAAAGUAUUUGAUCCCCUGCUGAAUUUGUACGUUUGCCCACUGACAAAGAAAUGAUCAGUCUAUAAUUUUAAUGGUAGGUUUAUUUGAACAGUGAGAGACAGAAUAACAACAACAAAAUCCAGAAAAACGCAUGUCAAAAAUGUUAGAAAUUGAUUUGCAUUUUAAUGAGGGAAAUAAGUAUUUGACCACUCUGCAAAACAUGACCUAGUACUUGGUGGCAAAACCCUUGUUGGCAAUCACAGAGGUCAGACGUUUCUUAUAGUUGGCCACCAGGUUUGCACACAUCUCAGGAGGGAUUUUGUCCCACUCCUCUUUGCAGAUCUUCUCCAAGUCAUUAAGGUUUCGAGGCUGACGUUUGGCAACUCGAACCUUCAGCUCCCUCCACAGAUUUUCUAUGGGAUUAAGGUCUGGAGACUGGCUAGGCCACUCCAGGACCUUAAUGUGCUUCUUCUUGAGCCACUCCUUUGUUGCCUUGGCCAUGUGUUUUGGGUUAUUGUCAUGCUGGAAUACCCAUCCACGACCCAUUUUCAAUGCCCUGGCUGAGGGAAGGAGGUUCUCACCCAAGAUUUGACGGUACAUGGCCCCGUCCAUCGUCCCUUUGAUGCGGUGAAGUUGUCCUGUCCCCUUAGCAGAAAAACACCUCCAAAGCAUAAUGUUUCCACCUCAAUGUUUGAUGGUGUUCUUGGGGUCAUAGGCAGCAUUCCUCCUCCUCCAAACACGGCGAGAUGAGUUGAUGCCAAAGAGCUCCAUUUUGGUCUCAUCUGACCACAACACUUUCACCCAGUUCUCCUCUGAAUCAUUCAGAUGUUCAUUGGCAAACUUCAGACGGGCAUGUAUAUGUGCUUUCUUGAGCAGGGGGACCUUGCGGGCGCUGCAGGAUUUCAGACCUUCACGGCGUAGUGUGUUACCAAUUGUUUUCUUGGUGACUAUGGUCCCAGCUGCCUUGAGAUCAUUGACAAGAUCCUCCCGUGUAGUUCUGGGCUGAUUCUUCACCGUUCUCAUGAUCAUUGCAACUCCACGAGGUGAGAUCUUGCAUGGAGCCCCAACUGUUGUCACCUUCUCACCAAGCUGCUUGGCGAUGGUCUUGUAGCCCAUUCCAGCCUUGUGUAGGUCUACAAUCUUGUCCCUGACAUCCUUGGAGAGCUCUUUGGUCUUGGCCAUGGUGGAGGGUUUGGAAUCUGAUUGAUUGAUUGCUUCUGUGGACAGGUGUCUUUUAUACAGGUAACAAGCUGAGAUUAGGAGCACUCCCUUUAAGACUUUAAGAGUGUGCUCCUAAUCUCAGCUCGUUACCUGUAUAAAAGACACCUGGGAGCCAGAAAUCUUUCUGAUUGAGAGGGGUUCAAAUUCUUAUUACCCUCAUUAAAAUGCAAAUCAAUUUAUAACAUUUUUGACAUGCGUCUUUCUGGAUUUUUUUGUUGUUAUUCUGUCUCUCACUGUUCAAAUAAACCUACCAUUAAAAUUAUAGACUGAUAAUUUCUUUGUCAGUGGGCAAACGUACAAAAUCAGCAGGGGAUCAAAUACUUUUUUCCCUCACUGUAGGAGAGGUUUAGUGCAAUUGAGUAAUGGUGCUGCCAUGGGUAAAUACAAGGACCAAUCAAGUUGUGUUUUAUAUCAGCACUGUGUGUGUGUGUGGAAAAACACACUGAUUAAUGGCUAAUGUAACGGAGCUUAACAACAGUGUGUCAAUACUGGCUGCCUGACAGAGUGGCUUUACAGCAAGGCCCAGUGCGUCCAUUAACAACCAUCACUCCCUCUAUCCAUCCCUCCAUCUAUCACUACAUCAGCUCUCGUCCUUCGCCAGGGUUUGAGUCAGCACAGAUACAGCUGUUUUUGCUUUCCCUACCCUUCCUCUCUCCUCACCCUUCCUCUCUUCUCACCCUUACUCUCUCCUCACCCUUCCUCUCUCCUCACCCUUCCUUUCUCCUCACCCUUCCUCUCUCCUCACCCUUCCUCUCUUCUCACCCUUCCUUUCUCCUCACCCUUCCUCUCUCCUCACCCUUCCUCUCUUCUCACCCUUCCUCUCUCCUCACCCUUACUCUCUCCUCACCCUUCCACUGUUUUACUUGACUCUUCCCCUUCUCUCUUUCUACUUCAAUUUUCUCUCGUCUCCACUUUCACUUCUCCCUCUCUCUUUUCCUGCUCCAUUGUCAUGGUUACUCUGGAUAAAUGACUGUGACUGGCUGAAAAUGAGAGUUGUGUUUCUUGUUGUCAGGUACAGCUUGUCUGAGUGUUUAUUUUCAUUCUGCCAUCAACCCUGUCAGGAUAAAAAUUUUUACAACUUGUUUUAUUAUUUUUUAUUAUGAAAAUAUUUAAAUGUGAUGAAAAUAUGGAACUCAAAUCAAAUUAAAUGCUCAUGGCUUCAUGUACUCUCCUCCAAUCCCCAUAUAGAUUGAGACUAUAGGCGACGCCUACUGUGUUGCGGGCGGGCUCCACCGGAAGAUUGACAGCCAUUCCAAGCCAAUCGCACUCAUGGCCCUGAAGAUGAUGGAGCUGUCAGAGGAGGUGUUAACGCCGGACGGCAAAUCCAUCAAG
Molecule: messenger RNA, 5260 nt
Organism: Coregonus sp. 'balchen'
Lineage: Eukaryota; Metazoa; Chordata; Actinopteri; Salmoniformes; Salmonidae
Source: the annotation of a GenBank genome assembly